AUGCCACAAGAAGUCGCGGCACCACCAGCGAAGUCCCGCCGUAGUCCAACCCGUCGUUCCCCUAGUCGUAGCCCUCAUAGAGGACGAGCACCAUCACGCCCUAGUCAUGACUCUCAGGGGAGACAGGCACUACGUCAACCUCCCGCUCACCGCUCUCGCUCUAGGUUCCCCGUGCGCGAAGUGCCUUCGGAGAGACAUGGAAAGGCAGAUGGGCCAUUACUCGUCGGAUUGCGAUGCCUACCCUUACCUAUCCACCCGGCUAGACAUAGCCAAGAGAAGGGGAUUUGCAGCAACUGCCUCAAAGUGCACUGGGCCUCGUGCCUCCGCAGAGACCCUUGCAGUCUGUGCGAGAAGGAAGGGCAUCAUAGAUCGUUCUGCGUGUUCAAUCCGUUUGCCGUCAACGAUCUGGGCAACAUGCCGCCGGACGAGCUUUACGAGAUGCUUAGCUACCACACCUACGUGCCACCGCCUGAAGGAGGCGUUCCUCGCCGACGAUACGACCGACCUCUCCGAGACCGGUACAGGACACAGGAUGCCGACCGCCCGGGACCUUCUCGCCAGCCGGCACGUGAGAGAGUGCGAGAGCCUUCGCCACGACCCUCUGCCUCGGAAUUGGCCAGGGAUAUGGGGUUCUCGCCAGACGUCAGCGACGACUCGUAUUAG
Messenger RNA from Cooperia oncophora, 663 nucleotides. NCBI's taxonomy places the organism in Eukaryota, Metazoa, Nematoda, Chromadorea, Rhabditida, Trichostrongylidae. The record is from the annotation of a GenBank genome assembly.